Molecule: messenger RNA, 2924 nt
Organism: Vombatus ursinus (common wombat)
Lineage: Eukaryota; Metazoa; Chordata; Mammalia; Diprotodontia; Vombatidae
Product: zinc finger protein 2 homolog
Exons: 5
Coding region: 336-2012 (558 amino acids)
Source: RefSeq, a predicted model, not a curated record
CGCCGGCCGGUGGCUUCCCGGGUCGCUUCCGGUCGUCGUUGUUGGUGGCCGCUGCCGGUGGCCUUUCCCGAGGACCCCGCGGCGGCCGGGUCCCACAUCUACUGCUGGUCUGAGGCAGGAUUCAAACCCAGGUCCUUCCCGACUCUCAACUCCAGGGAGAUAAUCUUCUGCAUAGUAGUGAGUUUUCCAUCACUGGAGGUCUCCCAUUGAAGAUUGUACUGACACCUCUGAGGAUGUUGUAAAGGGGACUUGAGUCAUCGAUGUACAAGGCUGUGGCUGUAUGGCUCAGGUUGGAGUAACCUGACCUCCAUGAAAAGGUGUUCUACAGGGAUGUGAUGCUGGAGAAUUAUGGGAACAUGGUCUCCCUAGGCAAUGGGAAUCUACUGAAGAUUUUUAUGCUGGGCCCUGGAAGCAAGCAAAAAGGUCCUAAGAUCAGAACUGAGAAAAGGCUAUCCACUCAUAAUCAGGAAGUUUCCAAAGAAAUAGAAUCAGAGGGGAAGACAUUGGAAAGUUCCCAGGGUCUUUCAUUUAGAGAAAGCUGUGACUCAGAAGGCAGUUUGGAGAGACAGAAGGAAAGUUCUUCAGGGAAUAGCUUAAGAAAAUGUCCUUUCCAGGAGAAAAAUUUCAGGAAAGUGAGCACCCCUCACCCAAAAAAACUCACAGAAAAGAGGGCACAAGAAUGUAAUGAAUUUAGGAGAAACUUUAGGCUGAACUCCAAUUUUUUUGCACAGCAGAGAGAGCUUACAGAAGAAAGGUCCCAUAAAUGUGAUACUUGUGGCAAAAGCUUCAAAUACAAUUCAGACUUUAUUCUCCAUCAGAGAAUUCAUACUGGAGAGAAACCUUUUGAAUGCAGUGAAGGUGGAAAAGCUUUUGGGCUCAACUCUCACCUUAUUGAACAUCAGAAAAUUCAUACAGGAGAGAAACCUUACAAAUGUAAUGAAUGUGGGAAAGAUUUCUGUCGGCGUUCACAACUUAUGUUACAUCAGAGAAUUCAUACUGGAGAAAAACCCUAUGAAUGUAAAGAGUGUGGCAAAGCUUUUAGUCAGAGCUCACAGCUUACAUUACAUCAACGAAUCCAUACUGGAGAGAAACCCCAUAAAUGUAGAGAAUGUGGCAAAGCCUUCAGUAGGAGCUCAACCCUUAUUAAACAUCAAAGAGUUCACACAGGGGAGAAGCCCUACAAAUGUAAUGAAUGUGGUAAAGCUUUCAGUCAGAGUUCACAUCUUAUUCUACACCAGAGAACUCACACUGGUGAGAAACCCCAUAAAUGUCACAUAUGUGGGAAAGCCUUCAGUCGAAGCUCACACCUUAGAGAACAUCAAAGAAUUCAUACUGGAGAGAAACCCUAUAAAUGUAAUAUAUGUGAAAAAUCCUUCAGUCAGAGUUCAAACUUUUUUCAACAUCAAUUAAUUCAUACUGGAGUGAAACCCUAUAGAUGUAAUAAAUGUGGGAAAGCAUUUAGCCGUAGUUCACACCUAAAUGAACACCUGAGAAUUCACACUGGGGAGACAGUCCAUCAGUAUAAUGAAAAUGGGAAUGUCUUAGACAGUUCAGGCCUUUUAAAACAUCAUCGAGUUCAUGGUGGAGAGAAACUUCAUAAAUGUAAUGAAUGUGGGAAAGCCUUCAGUUGGAGCUCACAUCUUAUCCUACAUCAGAGAAUUCAUACUGGAGAGAAACCCUAUGGGUGUCUUGAAUGUGGAAAGGUCUUUAGUCAGAGUUCUCAUCUUAUUUUACAUCAGAGAAUUCAUACUGGAGAAAAACCCCAUGAGUGUAAUGCCUGUGGGAAGGCUUUCAUUCAUAGCUCAAGCCUUAUUCAACAUCAAAGAGUUCAUACAGGACAGAGACCAUAUGAAUGCAAUGAAUGUGGAAAAGCUUUUAGUCGUAGCUCAACUCUCAUUCAACAUCAAAUAAUUCAUACUGGGGAGAAAAUAUAUGGGUGUAAUGAAUGUGGGAAAACCUUUAGGUGGAGCUCAAACUUGAGGAAACACCAGAGAAUUCAUACCAGAGCAUAAGCAGGUGUUUAUAAUGAAAAGGAAGAACAUAGCCUAGAUAGUUAACAUAGUAAAGGCUAGUCAGUUUAGUUAUAGGGGUUUUUGGGGGGGGCAGUAAGACGAAAGGGGGUAAAUCUUUGAGUACUAAGUACAGGUCCAGCUAGAUCAGCAUCCCCACUUUGUCCAGAUUGAUUGAAGUCAAUCUGCUUCAACUUCUUAGCACAAGAUCUGCUAAUUCCUACCUCUAUGCCUUUUUACCUAUCUUCCUGUUUUCUUAUGUCAUUGCCCUUCACCCCUUUCAAGAUCUUUUUGAAAAUCCCCUUCUCCAGGAAGCCUCCCACUUCCAACUCUAAUUAUAAAUACCAUGAUAUGCCCUUUUGUAUUUCUGUAUUAAUGUUGUGGCAUAUUAUUUUCUACUUAGUUUAUGCACUGGAAAGAGUAUGAGCUAAAAACCAGGAGACCUGGACUCUAGCCCCAGCCUUGAUUCUACUAACUGACAUCAAGCAAAUAAUUUUUCCUCUGGGGCCUCAUUUUCUUGGUAAAUUAAAGGGAUUGGCCUCAAUUAUUUCCAGUUUUGAUAUUCUAUGAUUCCGUAUAUUGGUUUUUAUUUGCCUUCUAACUAAAUCAUGUGAGAUUUUUUUUUAAUCCCAGUUGAACUUUAAACAUAUUAAAAUUGUGUUUUGCAUUCAUUAGAUACUUAAUAAUGUUCAUUGGAUAUCUGCCAUUAGUCUUCUCCACUUAGCUCUGGCAUAAUUCCUGUUGUUUUUAAUGCUAUUUAGCGUACGUAGGAUGCCCAUUGAUAAUGGAAUAGUUGUUGAGCUCAUAUUUUUAUAGAAUCGUAGAUAUGGAGACGGAAGGGGACCUUCAAGGCCAUCUAAUCCAACCCUCAUUUUACAGAUGAAGAAACUGGAGCUUACAGAAAUUUUCAUUUAU